Molecule: messenger RNA, 726 nt
Organism: Clavispora lusitaniae ATCC 42720
Lineage: Eukaryota; Fungi; Ascomycota; Pichiomycetes; Serinales; Metschnikowiaceae
Product: ubiquinone biosynthesis protein
Biological process (GO): ubiquinone biosynthetic process
Cellular component (GO): mitochondrial inner membrane
Molecular function (GO): lipid binding
Source: RefSeq, a predicted model, not a curated record
AUGUUUCGUCUGAUUCUCCGGUCUUCUCGUUCAUACCACUCGGUUUCCCAUGCCAACACCAUUGUCAACCCAAAACUGCCCGAGACACUUCUCCUUGGGCAGGCGCUCAAACAUGUGCCCGAGUUGGGUUUCUCGCAAAGAAGCAUUUCUGCUGCCGUCGCUGACUUGAAUAUGCUGGACUCGCUUCAACUGGUUCUUUCUGCCUCUUCUUCUCACUCGCCUGAGUUCCUGCUUGUGUUGUUCUGGCUCAAGAAUCUGCGCCAGCGCUUGUGGGACCACGUGUGCGACAAAGAGCUGCCUUUCCAUAACGUGGCAAACGAGUACGACCGUGCUGCGUAUCUUCUCAAAACGAGACUCUCGUACAACCAGCCAAUUGCCCACCGUAUGAAAGAGGCCCUUGCGCAAUUGGUGGCUCCAUACAACUGGGCUGCCGCACUUGGCGAGCUCCAUAACUUGAGCGAUGAUGUGGCCUUUUACGCCGGCGACGACUCGCACGAUCUGGCCUGGUAUGCCAAGAGACUUGCUCUUUCUUCGAUCUACGUCAAAUCCGAGCUUUUCAUGCUUCAAGACCGCAGCGAGAACUACACUCGUACCGAGGCUUUUGUGGAUUCAAGUGUGGCCAGUUUGAAAGCAGCUGGAGCCGGUUACAAUGCGGUGGAGCAAUGGAGCGCCUUCACUGCCAUCUCGACUGUCAACUUGAUCCGCUCGCAGUUGGCCCGUGGAUAA